AUGAAACGGGGGAGCGUGUGACUGUGGGACAGAGGAGAGGCGGAGGGAGGAGGUAAGAGGGAGACAGAGGGAGGAGAGAGUAAUGCUCAGACAAUCCCUGAGUGUGAGGGAGAGGUAGAAUCAAGAGGAGCUGGCCGGGAAACAAUAGUAGAACAAAUCCUGUGUUGCAUGCAGGAUCUCAGCCUCUCAGCUGACUGCGAUUGAAGACUGGGGUGGAUUGAGACGGUGAGGGAUGGAGUGGCCAACCCUCCUGACACCUUUUUUCCCCUAUAUCAUCCUGACCUUCAAUCUUCAUUGCACCAGCAGGAACAAAAUAAGAGCCUUCCCUGUGUGAGACUCAGCUAACUAACGUGGAUUAAGUGCCAGAGCGACUGUAGUUAAGAAACGUGACACAUUGGCCACCCCUGGAGCAUCAGGAGCCUCAGGGUUUCCCAGUCAUGAAAGCUUCAAUCUCUGUCGGUCCUCCUUCUGGACUCCUGCUGGUCCUGAUGUGUUGUCCUCUGCUGGGUUUCGUCCAGUCUGCCAGCAGCAACAAGGCUGGUGAUAAGGGACACCAGCAUCUGGUCGAUACUGACCCAGAGCGCUGCAUGAGGCACCACUUUGUGGAGACCAUCACACAUCCAAUUUACAAAUGCAACUCUAAGAUGGUGUUGCUGGCGCGCUGCGAGGGCCACUGCAGCCACACCACCCGCUCAGACCCUCUCAUCUCCUUCAGCUCUGUGCUUAAGCAGCCAUUCAAGAGCUUCUGUUCCUGUUGCCGACCACACACCUCCAAGCUGAAGGCAGUGAGACUGCGCUGCGCUGGCGGGACUCGCAUUACAGCUACCUACAGAUACAUCCUAGCCUGCAACUGUGAGGAGUGCAGCUGAGUCGGCAGCAGUUCCCUCCAAGACCCCCAAGACUCUCAAGCUCCAGCGUUAUUCUUGGCCUCGGACCUCAUUCUAAAACGGCUCAAAGUGCUUGGUUGAUUUUUGGAUGAAGAAUAUGUUCCAAAAAUGUUGGACUUUAACAGUUUGGAGGAAUCAGAUCCCCCUUCACAUGCUCCUUAUAUUUGACCUGCAGCCCUGGGACACAUGUACAACAUACUAUACCUUCUCCAUUAUAUGUGCUUUCAAUCAUGGUGAACCAUGCAAGGCAUAUUUCUUCAGCUCACUAUGCCAAACACCACAAACCGCUGAUCCCAGGGGCCAGUUUCAGACCCUCCUCACCCGAGGACACACUCCACUCAUUACAGGUCUCCAUAAUUCAUUACACACGCGCUCGCAAAACGGCAGUGUGAUGCUUAGAAAUAUCUAUGACAGCUAAAUGAACCCCUCCCAUGGAUUUGACAACGAAACAACAUGCCUCAUUAAAAUGCAGCAUGGGAAAGGAGGAGGCCCCCACACGAACGAGGGGGGUCUGCAUGAGCCCAGUGUAUGGUGGAUCUAUACACGAACAUCUGCGCCGUUACUCAUCCAAUAACAUUUUACACACUCCCUGCAGACAAUCAUCUAGCAGUAUAAAACUACAGGAGAGCUCAUCAUGUGAAUAACAAAAGUGAAACAGGGCAAAAUGAACCCUGAGGUAAAAGCACGACCAAGGACAAAGGUGUAACCCACCUCUGGGUGUUGGUUUGGAUUGUGGCUAGAUGGUCAGUCAUGCUAGUGUUCAUUAAAAGUGUAAUCUACUUGAGUCUUUGUGAUGUUCAUGUCAGCAUUAGUGUAACUGCAGCCACCAUCAUGCCAAGUUAAUAGAGUGCCUUGCAAACAAAUUUAUUCUCCUUUUUUCACAUUUUGUUAUUUAUUGAGAUCUUAUGUGAUAUACCAACAUAAACUGGUGCACAGUUGUUGAGUGGAAGAAAAGUCAUGCAUGAUUUUCAGCAUGUUUUGAUAAUGAAAAUCUCCACUACAUUUGUUUUAAGCCCUCCUCAGUCAAUACUUUGUAAAACCACCUUUUGCACUAGUUUUUUUGGUGUGUACAUUCCUACCACCUUUAUACAUCUAUAGACUGAAAUGUUUCUAAUUUGUAAAAUGUACUGUUAACGAAAGGAUUCACUCACCCUUCCGAACCAUUGAAUUCAGGUGUUCCAACCACGUCUAUGGGCCCAGAUGUAUACAAAUCCAGACUGCUGGAGGUAGUGGAGAGUUGUAAAAUAAUAUAUUGUUCUUAGAAGCUCAAUGAAAUUUCAUAGUUGCUAAAUAGUCCAGGGUGCUCUGUUAGUGAAAUUCUUACAAAGUAGAAGUAACUGGGAGCUACAGCAACUCAGCCACAAAGCGUUAGGCCGCAUAAAAUUACAUAGUGGUAUCAAUGGAAGCUGUGGAACAGUGCGCACAGAGGUUGCCAACUUUCUGCAAUAGCUACAGAGCUCUAAACUUCAUAUAGAGCACAUUGAGAGCUUCAUGGAAUGGGUUUUCAUGGCUGAGAAGUUGCAUCAAAGCCCGCACCAACCAAGGGCAAAACAAAGCAUUGGAAGCAGUGGUGUAAAGCAUACCGCCUCUUGAGUGUAGAGCAGUGCAGACAUGUUUUCUGGAGUGACGAAUCACAGCAAUCCAAUGAUCGAGGUUAAAUAGUUGGUAGAAGAACAGCGUUCGCCUGACUGUAUUAUGUUACGUCUAAAGUUUGGUGCAGAGAGGAUUAUGGCGUUGGGAAAGUUUGUCAAGGGUUUCACUUAAAGGAACUCUUCAUGCUGCACUUAAUCAAAACAUUUUUGACUAUUUUUUCUCAGCUGCAUAAAGACAUGGGUAAGAGUUUGGUUUAGAAAAAACCUGACUGGCCUGACCUCAACCUGACCUUUGGGAUGAAUUGGGACUGUGAGCCAGGCUUGUCCAACGUCAGUCACUGACCUCACAAAUGCUCUUAUAGAAGAAUGGUCCAAAGUUGCCGUAAACACACAAGUUCAUAUGUGUGUGAGGGCAAGUGAACAAAUACUUCUGGCAACAUAGUGUAGCUCAAGCCUAACCUGGAAGGAGGGCAUCUAUAAAUAACAAUAUUUAAGCCUUGCCACAGAUUCUCCAUUGAAUUUAGGUCUUGACUUUGACUGGGCCUUUCUAACAAUACAUAUGCUGUGAUUUAAAUUGUAGCCCUGGUUGUAUGUUUAUUGUUGUUGUCCUGCUGGGAAGUGAAUGUCCCCCUCAGUCUCAAAAUCUUUUAGAGACUUCCACAGAUUUCCACCCAGUGUUGCUCUACAUUUAUCUCCAUCCAUCUUCCCUUAAACUCUGACCAGCUUCCUUGCCUCUGCUGAAGAAAACCAUCCACACAGCAUGAUGCUGUCACCACCCCAAUGUGUCAUGGGAUGGUGUGUUGAUGUGAUGUAAAGUCUUGGUUUUCUGCUACAAAGUGUUUUUGCAUGUGUGCCAAAUGGUUCAAUUUUGGCCACAUUUAACCAGGUCACCUUCUUCCACGUUUCUACUGUCCUCUACAUGCCAGUGGAACACUUUAAAUGAGACCUGGUAUGGUUUCUUUUAACAAUAGUUUUCUUCUUGCAACUCUUGCAUAAAGGUCAGGUUAGUGUAGUGCACGACAGAGAGGCCUGUCAACAGAUUCCUCCACCUCAGCUGCAGAGAUCUGCAGCUCAGGUGCACAAACUAUAUACACAAUACUAUAAUUGCUGCCAAGCGCAUCUUUUUUUUUCCACUUUAUAAUUGUGCACUACUUUGAGUUGGGCUAUCACAAAAUCCCAAUAAAACACUGAAGUCUGUGGUUGUAAUGUGACAAAAUGUGAAAGUGGUAUGAAUACCUGUACAAGGCACUGUACAAUUGCUGCUAUUGCCCGUUGUGUAUUGUUACUCCUUACAUGUUGAAACAAUGCUACAGUUGCUCUGCAAAUGUCUAUGAUACCUGCAAACAUUCUCCUUACAGUCGACAACAAUGAAUACAGAACUUUAAACUCUUACACAUUUCUUUGUCUGUGUGUGACUCAUUCUGCCUUCGGAACCUCUGGUCAGUGUAUCUAAGUGUAAAAUAUGUCAGUGUUGAAAAUGUGGUUUUUGUAUAAUUAAAACUCUGAAACCACAA
Molecule: messenger RNA, 3993 nt
Organism: Girardinichthys multiradiatus
Lineage: Eukaryota; Metazoa; Chordata; Actinopteri; Cyprinodontiformes; Goodeidae
Product: norrin cystine knot growth factor NDP
Exons: 3
Coding region: 438-869 (143 amino acids)
Biological process (GO): Wnt signaling pathway
Source: RefSeq, a predicted model, not a curated record